AGUUUUAUUGAGUAUUUUAAUCGCGCACUGGUUGUACGAUGAUGUGCGUAAGAAGGUUAAUGCGAAACUUUGUGAAUAUGAGCAAGCGAGAUGGGAGGCGAGACGGAUUGCAAGAGCUAAUGCUUGGAAAGCUAGGGGUUAUGAUGAUGUAAAGGCUAACAUCUGUUAUGUUACUAGAUUUGCUGGUGAUUUGAAGGGUUUGAGGGAAGUGUUAAGUAAAGUAUACGGUACUAGACCUUAUAAACACAUUUUUGACCAG
Messenger RNA from Striga hermonthica, 259 nucleotides. Lineage: Eukaryota; Viridiplantae; Streptophyta; Magnoliopsida; Lamiales; Orobanchaceae. The record is from the annotation of a GenBank genome assembly.